GAAGCAGAGGAUAAAUAGUAGCUUUGCCUCCCUGGCUCCUCUCUGCAUCGUCCCCACUUUCCCAACAACAUGCAUCUUGCCAGUUUGCUCAGCUCCUGCUCCCUCUUGCUGCUGUUGGGGCCCUUGCCUGGAUGGGCGGCCAAUGCUGAGCCCGUUAAGAAGGUCACUGAAGGGAUCAGCCAAGGGCUGAGCAAUGCAGAGAGAGAGGUGGGCAAGGCCUUGGAAGGCAUCAAUAAUGGAAUCCCUCAAGCUGGAAGGGAGAAAGUUUUUAAUGGACUCAACAGUGUGGGGAGCCAGGCCGGUAAGGAGCUGGACAAGGGCGUCCAGGGGCUCAACCACAGCCUGGACAAGGUAGCCCAUGGAAUCAACAAUGUCGCCGGACAAGCAGGAAAGGGAGCAGAGAAGUUUGUCCAUGGAGUCGACAAUGCUACUAGACAGGUUGGGAAGGAGGCAAACAAAGUGAUUCAGGGCGUCCACCAUGCCGGGAAAGAGGGAGAAAAAAUAGUCCAAGGGGUCCAUCAUGGAGUUAAUCAGACUGGAAAGGAGGUGGAAAAGUUUGGCCAGGGGGUCCACCAUGCUGCAGGGCAGGCUGGGAAAGAGGGAGGAAAAAUAGUCCAGGGGGUCCAUCAUGGAGUUAAUCAGACUGGAAAGGAGGUGGAAAAGUUUGGCCAGGGGGUCCACCAUGCUGCAGGGCAGGCUGGGAAAGAGGGAGAAAAAAUAGUCCAGGGGGUCCAUCAUGGAGUUAAUCAGACUGGAAAGGAGGUGGAAAAGUUUGGCCAGGGGGUCCACCAUGCUGCAGGGCAGGCUGGGAAAGAGGGAGAAAAAAUAGUCCAGGGGGUCCAUCAUGGAGUUAAUCAGGCUGGAAAGGAGAUGGGAAAGUUUGGCCAGGGCACCCACCAUGCUGCUGAACAGGCUGGAAAGGAGGCUGGCAAAGUGGUCCAAGGGGUCCACGAUGGGGUCAACCAGGCCGGAAAGGAGGCAGAGAAAUUUGGCCACGAGGUCAGCCACGCUGCUGGUCAGGCUGGAAAGGAAGUGGAGAAACUUGGCCAAGGUGUCCACCACGCUGCCGGCCAGGCCGGGAAGGAGGAGGACGGGUUGCAUCAGACUGUUCAUACUGGGACCAACGAAGCCGGCAAGGAAGCCAACAAGCUGCUGAAUGACAAUCAUCAAAACAGACUCACUGACCAGCCAAGAGUGGCUGCAACCACAACCAUAACGUCUGGAGCUUUGGUCAACAAGCCCUUCAUUGACCUUUCAGUUCUGUGGAAGACCGUCAUCAGCAUCAUUCCCUAAACUGAUGAACUGGCCUUGUUGAACAGACUGACAUUCCUGUUGUCAUAUCAGCUGAAAUGACCUGAAGGAGCCGGGGAGAAGUAGGAGGAUAGAUUUCUGGAGUCCCUUAAGGGGGCUGUACUGAGAUUUGUGGAUAAAUACAACACACUGUACUCUCA
Balaenoptera musculus (blue whale) is the source of this 1451-nucleotide messenger RNA. It is a transcript of the gene SBSN, whose product is annotated as suprabasin. The transcript is spliced from 4 exons. The coding region runs from base 70 to 1293 and encodes 407 amino acids. NCBI's taxonomy places the organism in Eukaryota, Metazoa, Chordata, Mammalia, Artiodactyla, Balaenopteridae. The record is from RefSeq and is a predicted model, not a curated record.